AUGAGCCAGAAAUCUCCCACCAAACCCUUUGACUGGGCCGCCGUCCAGCGAGAAAUCUUUUCUGCUGCCGGAACUCAGCCUCCCGCCGAGCCGUCGUCCCCGCGCCGCCAUUCAGGUGCUCACCCCGGGCCCCAUGAUCAGCGCACGCGAAGCCUCAGUCUCUCCCUGCCAUGGCGCCGCCCAAGGAGCUCGUUAUUCGUCCACGAUACCCAUAAUUUGAAUGAAAAUGCCAUUGAUGACUCCAACGACCAAUAUCCGAAUCCCCAACACAGACGCCACGCUACCGCCGGCCCCUUCAGAGGCAUCAUUCGACGUGCUUCGCACUCUUUCAAGGGCAUGGUCCAUCGCCGCCCCUCACUUCUCAACGAGGAACCCAUCCACGAGCAACAAGACCACCCCGAAUCGAGACCCUCCACAGCUAGCUCGACCUGGAACAAGUUGCGCCAAGCCACCACGUUCCGUCAAGCUCGAUCUGCCUAUGGCCUCGAUGCUUGCCUUCAAGCCUCCCUGUCGUGUCACCACCCGACACCUGCCAGCCUUCCCAUCCCCGCACUCGGGGAUGCUCCUCCAUUCAUCCCCGAGUACGGCGGAGCCGCUGCCAAGGCGUCUGCUGCCAUGCAAAACGACUUCUUCGCUCGUAACCGCUGGCUCCACCAGCCGACAAGCGACGACGGCAACGACCGCGAGAGUGGCAUCGGCAUUGUCUUGACGGGCACCAGUGCCGAAUUUGAUAUCGAUGGCGAGGCCGCUGCUUCCGAGACGACCAAAAUCCGCCGCGUUGACUUUAUCACCGCGCUGCCAACCGAGCUGGCCAUUCAGAUCCUCGCCAAUCUCGACGCCGCGACCCUCGCCACGAUGAGUACCGUCAGUCGAAAGUGGGCGGACGUCAUCGAGAACCAGCACGUCUGGCGCGAGUCUUUCUUUCGCGAGAUGGGCCAAACUUUUGCCACUGGCGGACCCGUGCAGCCCGGCACAGGCCUCGGCAUCCCGCACGCUGUGCCUGAAAACGACUGGAAGCGCGCCUACCGCACACGGCAGCAACUAGCUCAGCACUGGGCGGAGGGCCGGGCGCGUCCUGUCUACCUCUGCGGGCACACUGAUAGCGUGUACUGUCUGCAGUUUGACGAGCAUAAGAUCGUCUCGGGCUCGCGUGACAAGACGAUCCGCAUCUGGGACAUGCGGACCCUUGAGUGCCGCCUCGUCAUCGGCCCGCCCGAUGUGGUGCACGCGCGGGAGCUGCUCUUUGACGAUGAACUCGGCGGCGCGGAGACGCAUUACGCCUCGGGCCCAAACCACGGCGACGAGCGCAUGGUCGCCUCGACGCCGGCUGCCGUCGCCUAUUCCAUGCACCACAUGGCCUCGAUCCUGUGCCUGCAGUACGACGACGAGAUCCUCGUCACCGGCUCGUCCGAUGCUACCGCCAUCAUCCACUCCGUCCGCGACGGGUACCGCCCUGUGCGGCGCCUCGAGCACCACACCGCCGCCGUGCUCGACCUCGUCUUUGACGACCGCCACAUCGUCACCUGCAGCAAGGACACGACCAUUUGCGUGUGGGACCGCGCCACGGGCAACCUCCUGCGGCAGCUGCGCGGCCACGCGGGGCCCGUCAACGCCGUGCAGAUGCGCGGUCGCACCGUCGUCUCGUGCUCCGGCGACCUGCUCGUCAAGCUGUGGGACCUUGACUCCGGCCGCGCCGUGCGCCAGUUCGCGGGGCACACCAAGGGCCUCGCCUGCUCGCAGUUCUCCGACGACGGCCGCCUCGUCGCCUCGGCCGGCAACGACCGCGCCAUCCGUGUCUGGGACGCCCGCACCGGCGACUGCGUCCACGAGCUGCCCAACGCGCACGCCAAUCUCGUCCGCAGCCUCCACGUCGACUCAGUCAGCGGCCGCCUCGUCUCCGCCAGCUACGACACCGACAUCAAGGUCUGGGACCUCCGCGACGGCAGGCAGCUGCUCGAAUUUCCCCGCUGGCACGCCAGCUGGGUGCUCUCGGCCAAGAGCGACUACAGGCGCAUCGUGAGCACCGGCCAGGCGCCCAAGAUCCUGAUCAUGGACUUUGGAGCUGGCAUCGACGGCAUCGAGAUGUUGGAGGGCGCGCCCUCGCCGCCUUUUAGCAGCAGCGGCGGCUCUGGUUUCUUUUAA
Messenger RNA from Cordyceps fumosorosea ARSEF 2679, 2142 nucleotides. Its product is annotated as WD40 repeat-like-containing domain protein. Bases 1 to 2142 code for a protein of 713 amino acids. Gene Ontology annotation, molecular function: protein binding. The record is from RefSeq and is a predicted model, not a curated record. The transcript has a single exon. NCBI's taxonomy places the organism in Eukaryota, Fungi, Ascomycota, Sordariomycetes, Hypocreales, Cordycipitaceae.